UUUCUCCCUUUGCCUUUGUAACCUGAGCCAUGUGGGAGUAGUGGCUCGUUUUCGGGGCGAUCUGCAGGUGACAGGUGGGAGAGGGAGAAGGAGGGAAAAGCUUUCGGAAGAUUGUUGGGAGGUGCCAGAUAUGAAAACAGAGAACAAAAGAGAAUGAAAACUGAAGCAAAAGAGAAGAGGAGGAAUGGACCUUCUGCUUCUCAGCAUGGUGACCUCCAUGAAAUCACAAUGGAGCGGGGGAAGGAGGAAAUAGCAGAGAGAAGUCUGUGCCCUGUGUAUGAGGUCAGUUUCAAUUUUGAACCAAGCCUUCAACCUCAGUGGAAAAUGCACAUAGAGGAGAAACCCUAUAAAUGGGUGGAAUGUGGGAACAGCUUUGGCGACAGCAAAACUUACUUUAAGUUUAAAAACAAACAAACACACUGAGGAGAAACCAUCAAAAUGCUUGGAGUGUGGAAGGAGCUUCAGUAUGAAUACAUGCCUCAGUAGACAUCGUAGAAUCCACAGUGGGGAGAAACCAUAUGAAUGCUUCAGAUGUGGGAAGAAGUUCAAUCGAUCAGAUGUCCUUCUUAGACAUUGAAAUAAUCCACACUGGAGGCAAACCAUUUAAAUGCUUGGAGUGUGGAAUGAGCUUCAGCCUCAAGGAAUAUCUUACUAAACAUCAAAGAACCCACACUAGGGAGAAGUCUUAUACAUGCUUGGAGUGUGGAAUGAGCUUCCGUUGGAGCUCAUACUUCGCUCCACAUCAAAGGAUUCACACUAGAGAAAAACCAUGUAACAGCUUAUAGUGUUGAAAGAGCUUCUGUCACAGGAAGUCACUUAUGUCACCUCAAAUAGUCCCAUCAUCAGACUGGUGUUCCAAAGUACAUUUCAAGCCUCACUUUAUAGUAAAGCUUUCAUUUAUGUGGGGAGCAACCCAGAGGUGUAUCUAGGGUAGAGCAGCCAUGGCACGUGCCCUGGGCACCAUGCCAGUGCCACUGCUUCCUCGGUGCUGUAGCCACUACAGCCGGGUCUCUGGGUGGUUUACAAUAGAAUAAAAACAAAGUAAAACAUUCGUUAAGACAAAAAUGGGGGUGGGGGGGACACACACAUUACAACAACUUAAAAAUUUUAAAAUAAUAUUUUAAAACAGCAUUGAAACCAUUAAAACAACAUUAAUUAAAAGCCUGGGUGAAGAGAUGUGUUUUUAAAUUCUUUUUAAAAGCUGUCAGAGAUGGGGAGGCUCUUAUUUCACUAGGGAGUGCAUUCUAAAGCCUCGGGGCAGCAGUGGAGAAGUAGCGAACUUAGUUGCGAACGCUCCACUGAGCUCCCAUUGGCCAGAGGCGGAAGGAGCACCGGCCCUCCUGAUUGGCUAAUAAUGCACGAGGCAUGCUGCUGGUUUGAUUUUUCCCGGCACGGGUGUGCAUGCUCUCCAAAUUUCAGCGAUGGCAAAGCAUCGAAAUUACGGACCAGUGACCAGGACUAACUGAACCCCCCUCCGCCUCACCUUUGCUGGCGGGCACCAGAGGCAGAGCACACUUUUCCUGAAAGGCUGAAUCAUUAGGGGUCCCCCCCCCUGCAGUUUUACUAUAAGUACAGGACAAGUGGGUUCUUUCUGAUUUUUACAUUUAAACAAACAAACUUUUGUUGUUGUUGCAAGCAAUUGAAUAACUGAUCUGUUUCCCACAUUCGUGUGAGGCAGACAAAAAAAAUAUUCUGAGCGUUCAUCCCUUUAUCACUUGCAGUUCUUCUAUGGAAGCUUUUCCUUCCUUUUUCCUUCAGCAGUGAAAUUAGCUUAGGAAAGCAACGUUUGAGCUGUGAAAAAUUCUCCAUGUGGCAGGACAUUUACCAGAAUACAUUCCCUGAACUAUCAGUUCUUAGAAAUGAAAUGAGGAAGGCUUCCUCCUUGCUGGCUUUAACAAGAUAUGUUACAAAAAGAAUCCAUCAUAUGGCAAGUUCUGGUGUAGGAGUAACUCGUUCACAAUGAUGCUUCCCUUGGUUCUUUCAUUUUUUCAUGGUGCUUCUACCCUAGUGGAAUACCAUGAUGCAACAUUCCCUCAAGAAGAAGAAGGAAAGUGGAGCUGCAGGACGGAAGAGACGAAAGUUGGAGGCGGAGAACGCCAAGAAGUCGAGUGAGUUCUUCAUGCCCGUCUCUGAAACGUGCAGAACAAGAAGUUCGACACGUUCCAUGGAGUCGCCUGUACCUGCUACAAUUUUGUUAGAAACCGAAGGUGGAUCAAGUACAAAUGCGUCACAAACUGAGGAGGAGGAGGAGGUCAAGUUAGUUAAAAUCGAGUAUGACGCGAUUAAGAGUGAGGCUGCCACAGAGAACGUAGACAUGACAGGAAGGGAAGGUGGUGGUGAUGUUGAGUUUAUUGAUGAGAUUUUAUCUGUCAAGAUUGAACCUGACGACACUGAACCUAGUGAACUGGAUGGUGUCAAAGAGCUUCAGACUGUCAUACCAGAAGUGAUUGAACAACAUGACAUUGGACUUCUGAAGUUCAACAAGUAUACUGGAGAAGCAAUUCUGACUGACGCAUUGAGAACAGAAAUAAUAAAGCUGGGUUCUAAGUAUUUCCAGAACAGUGAGGGGCCUUUCCUACCAACAAAUAACCGCUCAAUGAACAAAACUUGGUUCAAGAGGAAAUUGGGAAAUGGUCAUGGUGAGGAAAUGACUCGCACAUGGCUGGUCUAUUCCCCUUCUAAAAGGUCUGCAUUUUGUAUCUGUUGUCUUCUCUAUUCCCAGUCAGACCAUCAAUCCUCAUUGGAGCAGGAAAGUGGAUUCAACCACUGGAAAGCACCUGAAAGGCUUAAUUCUCAUGAAAAUGCCAGGAAUCAUCGGGAGUGCUUCACAAAGUGGAAAGAAAUGGAAAGAAAUUUAGUUGGAAACGGAGGAGUUAUUGACACCGUACAUGAGUCACAGAUUGUGAAGGAAAAGCAGAAGUGGCGGGAUAUCUUGACGAGAAUCCUUCACUGCAUACAAUUCCUUGCGACUCAGAACCUGGCUUUGCGAGGACACAAGGAGUCACUUCAGCUAGAAGACGAUGACUCUAGUGUAGGACAUUUCCUUGGCUUACUGAAACUACUGGCCGUCUUUGACCCUGUCAUGAAAGAACACCUCGCUCAUGUGGAAAGUCAUCCUGGAUCCACGUCUUAUCUUUCACCGGUUGUCCAGAAUAAAUUCAUUCACUUGAUGGCAUCCACUGUUCGCCAGAGUCUACUAAGAAGCAUUCGUAAAGCCAAGUACUAUGGUCUCAUGUUAGACUCUACUCCUGAUCAGGCACACUGUGAGCAGAUGUCAGAAGUAGUGAGAUACGUGGAAGUUGAUUUUGAGAGGAAAACAGUCCGUGUUAAAGAGUCGUUCCUUGGUUUUAUCCAGGUAAGCCAGAAGGAUGCUGAGAGCUUGGUUGAAGACAUCUUGAAACAGUUAGAGAAGGACAAAAUGGAGCUACAAGAUUGUCGGUCACAGUGCUAUGACAACGCUGCUGUGAUGGCUGGACAUAGUAGUGGUGUUUAUCAAAGUUUAAGUGAGAAAAACAACCUGGCAGUGUUUGUGAAUUGCGACAAUCACUCACUCAACUUGGUGGGUGUACAUGCAGCCAAACAGGAUACAAUGAUGGUCAUAUUUUUUGGAACCAUUGAAGCUCUCUACAUGUUUUUCUCUCGCUCAACACAGCGCUGGGAAAAACUCAAAAACGCUGUUCCUGUGGUUAAGUCGGAGUCUGAAACCAGGUGGAGUGCAAGGACCGACGCAGUGAAGCCCGUCAUCGUGUACCUUGAGGAGAUACUUCAAGUUCUUCAGGACAUGAUAGACAAUGAAAACGAGACCAGUGAAACAAGAAGUGAUGCAAGGUUGCUGUACAACAGCAUGUUGAGUUAUGAUUUUCUGACUUUGUUAGGAUUCUGGAACAAAGUACUCAUUCGCAUUGACCGUAUUCAGAAGAGGCUGCAGGAUCCUAGCAUGAACUUCCACAAUACUGCCCUGUAUUUGAAAGUCCUUCGAGAUCAUUUUGAUGAUGAAAGAGAAGUGUUGGUCAGUGAAUCACUCGAAGAAGGGCUUGGUCUCUAUCAAGAAUGGAAUAUUGCAGUUGAAGGACGUCAGAGACGAAAGAAACGAAUGGCUGGUGAGAACUCAAGAGAUGCUGGGUUAACAGCUAAGGAGGAAAUGGAAAGAGUCAUGAAGGGAACACUCGACCGUUUUCACAGAGAAAUGGAUGAAAGGCUCGCUCGUUUGCACGACACUGAUGCCAGGUUUGGGUUCCUUCUUGAUAUCGAGGGUCUUUGUUAUGGUGCCGACAGGAAUGACCUAAAGAAGAAGUGCGAAAAUUUUGGCGAAUUGUACAGCUCUGAUGUUGAUGGACAACAGCUAUAUGAAGAAAUUUUGGCUUGCAGAAUGUUGCUAUCAAGGCUGACUAACAUGAAAAUAUCAAGACCUGAAGAGCUUCUCGAAUUUAUUGUUCAGUAUGGAGAUGAGAGCAUCUUCCCCAAUCUUCGCAUUGCUAUGCAGAUAAUGCUAACCAUCGCAGUUUCCAUCACCAGCUGUGAGAGACCAUUCAGCAAGUUAAAACGAAUACUUUCGUAUUUGAAACCCACCAUGGGUCAAGACAGACUCUGUGACCUUGCUCUGCUGAGUGUAGAAAGAGAAGAAACUGAAAAAACUGACUUUGACCAUAUCAUAGACCAAUUUGCAUCAGUGAAAGGAAGGAAGGUGCAGUUAUAAUUUUCAUGUAGUGCUAUAAUUUGUUAAUUAAAAGAUUAAUGACCUUGACUUGUAUUUUUGAGCUGAUAUUAGGUAAAGUUAACUGAAAGAUGGGUGUCAGAUAUUUGGACAGGGGCGCAAUUUCAGUGCUUGCCCUAGGCACUAUUUUCCAUAGAUACACCUCUGUUGGCGUGUGGAAAGAGCUUUGGCCAGAGGCACUCCCUUACUCCUCACCAGAGAACCCUCUCCGGUGAUUAAUACUGUAACGGAAUUCCCUUUAGAAAAGAGCCACUUUUAUCUGCUUUGGCUAAAGCAAGAAUAACAUUCAAACUUUAAAAAUGUGUCCUAUUUAUCUCAGCAUGAGCUUCUGUUGUAUGUGUUUGACAAAAGAGGGGUAUCUGAGUGGUAAUGCUUUCCUCUCCAUGUCCAGCUCAGUGGUGAAGCACUAUCCAGCUUCCUUCUCUUUUAAAAAUGGUUUAGAGUAUCAGCAUUAUCCGGUGAUCAUGCAUUCUGUAAAAUUUUACUUUGAUGGUGUUUGCCAGGCCUCUUUCCAUAACAUACCACACAUCUAAUUCCUUUUGCUUUAAAAUAAUCUGGACUCCAGAAGGCUAGUUCUUCUCUCUCCAUUACAGUGUAGUAGGGUCGUACGUCAUGUUGGUGCUUCUUUUAGACAUAAGAAAUUAUGUCUAAACUAGUGUUUUUAAGCCCGUUUAAAUAACGGGCUCUAGUGGGGGGGGUGGGGUGCUAGUUUUCUCCUCCUCCCUUCUCCCUCAUGGCCGCCUGGCUCCAUACGUCCGCUUCUGCGGCAGGGCCGGUCCCGCCGCUGCCACCUCCGCCCUCCCUGGUCCCUGUUUCUCCUCCUCCCUCAUGGCCGCCAGGCUCCAUACGGCUGCUUCAGCGGCAAGGCCGGUCCCGCCACUGCCGCCUCCGCCCUCCCCGGUCCCCGUUUCCCCUUCUCCCUCCUCCCUCAUGGCCGCCAGGCUCCAUACGGCCGCUUCAGCGGCAGGGCCGGUCCCGCCGCUGCCGCCUCCGCCCUCCCCGGUCCCCGCUUCUCCUCCUUUCGCACCGAGAGCCAACAUGGCCGCCGUGUCUCUGCGGCCGUAUCUUCCUCGGACGUUCUGGGCAUGCGCUCUGCGCAUGCCCAGAACGGCCGAGAAAGACGGGCACAGAGACGCGGGAUCACACCUAAGCCUUUUAUUAUAGAGGAUGGCAGUAUUUUCCACAGGCACUGUCUGGUCCUCUGGCCGGGUCUAGGAAAUGUUUCAGCCUUUGGGGUUUGAGUUUAAACUAAUAUUUGGACUAUGUGUAGAGGAAUGGUGCAGAGGAAUCCUCUGAUGAUUCAGACGAAAUGCGCCCUGAUUCUCCGGGAGAAGUAGAAAGACCUCUGCAUUCACACAACAGAUGCUAGGCUGGGUGGCCCAUACCAACAUUAAGAACAAGAUCUUGGGGAUAGUGUUUCCAGAACUGCCCUGGAAUCCUGGUUAGACAUUGCAACUAUGCUUUUGUCUGAGAUGGGGGAAUAAUAAUAAUAAUAAUAAUUAUUAUUAUUAUUAUUAUUAUUAUUAUUAUUAAUAAUUCGAUUUCUAUCCUGCCCUUCCAAAAAUGGCUCAGGGCGGUUUACACAGAGAAAUAAUAAAUACAUAAAUAAGAUGGCUCCCUGUCCCCAAAAGGCUCACCGUCUAAAAAGUGAUAUAAGAUAGACACCAGCAACAGUCACUGGAGAUACUAUGCCGGGGGUGGAUAAGGCCAGGUACUCUCCCCCUGCUAAAUAAAGAGAAUAGCUACGUUAAAAUGUGCCUCUUUGCCAAGUUAGCAGGGGCUAGCUUGUCUUAAGGGAGCAGUUCUGUCCCAAUAUCAAUUUGAGCACGGUUUUGGUCUUGGAAAGGAUGAGGAGAUAUAGAUGCAGUUUUAAAAUUUAUUAAGGAGAAAAUGGGGUAUAGGAAGACAAAAUAAUAGUUAGCCAAGGCAAUUGAAUCUUAACUAUUAGGUAACAAUUUAGCUUAAAAUCACCUGAGAAAAAUCAGGUGAUUCCCUUUCUCUCCUCCCCCCUCAUUAUCUCAUUGUCUCUCCGUCAGUAACUGAACAGAAUGUUAUCUGCUCUAAAUCCCCUGCUAACUGGGCAAAGAGGCACCUUUUACCGUGGUGAUUCUCUUUAUUUAGCAGGGGGAGAGUACUGGCCCUAUCCACCCCCAGCACAGUACCUCCAGUGACUGUUGCUGGUGUGUGUCUUACGUUUCUUUUUAGAAUGUGAGCCCUUUGGGGACAGGGAGCCAUCUUAUUUGUUUGUUAUUUCUCUGUGUAAACCACCCUGAGCCAUUUUUGGAAGGGCAGUAUAGAAAUAGAAUUAAUAAUAAUAAAAAUUAUAAUAUAAUAUAAAUAAUGUAACAGCUGGGGAACAGAAGAGGUCUUAUCUGUGCUUAUUUGUUUAACUGAUAAUGGUGUAUAUGCUGAAAAUGUUUUACAUAUACCAACUUUAUUUUUGCACAAUAAAAAAUAUUGUCUUUUGGAA
Molecule: messenger RNA, 7184 nt
Organism: Hemicordylus capensis (graceful crag lizard)
Lineage: Eukaryota; Metazoa; Chordata; Lepidosauria; Squamata; Cordylidae
Exons: 3
Coding region: 2018-4696 (892 amino acids)
Biological process (GO): regulation of DNA-templated transcription
Molecular function (GO): protein dimerization activity
Source: RefSeq, a predicted model, not a curated record